AUGUUACGGUCUUUCACUUCCCUUAGAAGAGAAGUCCGCCAGCCGAUAGUGUCCUCAGUGUCUCGCAAUGGUGCAAGACUAGGAAAACCAAAUCCAAUGCGGAUCCGACAGCGACCUACUCGACAUUUCUCGGCUAGUAAUAAGCCCGGAAUUUCGCCUAGAGAGGAGCACGAACGGAGGGUUGCUGCUGCCCAGGCGUUAGCUGAGGAACGCAGACGAAAUAAUCGACAUGAUCAAGAAAAGUUGCCACAAAUCCAGCAACAGAAGGCAGAAGCUCGUCGGCUGGAAAAACAGAAGAAACACAGGGAACAUACAGUGGUCAGCGCAGUAUCACAUUGGUUGGCCAAGGACACUUCAUUUUUUGCCACAACAAUGGAUGCUCUGAACAUCAAUGCUCAGUCGGCUCCUCUUUCCACUGACCCUGAAGCAACCAGCAACAAGAACCACCCCAUGCAAAUUUUGUGGGUUCAGUACAAGCAGCUAUACUACGAGUCUAUUCCUGCUUUUCGAGAGCAAAUGGAAGGAACUGCGCGCAAAAUAAAUUUCGAUUUCGCAGAAGAUAUAAAGGCAUUGGAAGAAGCGGGAUUUGGAGACCCAGCUUGGGGCAAGAAGUACCGCCAAGUCCGUGGAUAUCGAGUUCGAAACCAGGACAUGACAAGGCACAGAGAGAAAAUUGAAUCAGAGCUGCAAGGACAAAGGCAGCUAAUGCAGAAGGCCAAGACUGAACUAGCACGUUUGAGACAGGAACUUGAGAUGAUUCACGAGACACAGAAACGUCGACUGCUGCAACAGAAGGAAGCCAUCAGAGAAGCAUCGGCUCCUCCUCCAAAAAAGGACGAAUCAUUCUUUUCUCAGGCGCUGGCCAUGAUGUCGGACAUUUUCUCGAGUAAGGAGGAAGUAGAUGAAGAUACCGCCAGAUCAAAACGUCUGGAAGAAAUCAAGGCCAGAAUAAAAAUACCAAAGACUUCAAGAAUGGAGAAUCGAAUCAGCCGAAAAGUGGCAGCACUUGAACAGCUACAAAGCGAGAUUGAUCUUGCCGCAGCAGAAGCAAAAAGGAUUAAAAACCGUCAGAAUCGACGACCUCCACCAAUGCCUGAUACUGAAUACGAUACUGCAAACAAGAUUGUCGAGCAAGUACGAUCAUCGAUUUGUGGAAAACUUGCUGAGCACAUUCGUCAACGUCACGAGAAGCUGAUCUUACAAUUCCAGACAUUAGACUCAAAGACAGACUUGACAAAGCCACAUGAAUGGUACAGUUAUGCUAGAUUAGACCGUCGAAAGAUUGUUUUCCAUGGUGGUCCCACAAAUUCUGGAAAGACAUAUUCGGCACUGCAAAGAUUAAAAGAAGCGAAACAAGGUCUCUACCUUGGUCCACUCCGAUUGCUGGCAGCAGAGAUCUAUGAGACCCUCACCGAAGACGGCAUUUACACCAACCUCUUUACAGGUCAAGAGCGACGGGACAUUCCCUUCGCGACACACGCCAGCGCGACAGUCGAGAUGUGUAGCACUGAAGACGAAUAUGACGUGGUUGUCUUAGAUGAAAUUCAAAUGAUUGCUGAUGAUUCCCGUGGUGCGGCAUGGACAAAAGCUCUCAUGGGACUGCGGAGCAAGGAGAUCCACGUCUGUGGCGGUUGGGAGGCAAAGGACAUUGUCCAAAAGAUUGCCAAAGCAUGUGGUGAUGAGUUUGAAGUCCACAAGUACGAGCGUUUUAGCAAGCUAGACGUCGGUGACCAAAGUCUAGCUGUCGACCCGACCAAAGAAGGUGCUUACAAGAAUGUCUGCGCUGGAGACUGUGUUGUUGCCUUUAGCCGCAACGAUAUUUUCGCAAUCAAACGUGAAAUUGAAACUACGACAAACUAUAAAUGCUGUGUAAUCUAUGGCAAGCUACCACCCCAGACUCGAGCAGAUCAGGCUCGACUCUUCAAUGACCCGGACUCAGGUUACGAUAUUCUCGUGGCUUCCGAUGCUAUAGGAAUGGGGCUGAACCUAAACAUUCGAAGAAUCGUUUUCAAUUCAAUCUUCAAAUUCAAUGGCGAAGAAGUAAUCCGAUUGAGCCACUCGGAUAUUAAGCAAAUCAGUGGCAGAGCCGGUCGACGCAACUCGCCUUAUCCCAAUGGUGAGGUGUCAUGUCGUGACCCACGGGAUCUGCAAUACAUCAGGCGCUGUAUGUUGACAGAAAUUGAACCGAUUGAAAAGGCUGGGUUACUUCCGACAACUGCUCACAUUGAGUUGUUUUCAGAGGCUUUGGGAGCUUACAACCUCGAUGACGACGAUAGCGCGCUGCACAACGUACUUCGUCAAUUUUCAGCCAUGGCAACUGUCCGCGGUGACUUUUUCCUUUGUCGCCAAACCGAGAUGAAGACCAUUGCGAAACGAUUAAAGGAUAUCCCACUACUACUCACGGACAAAUACACUUUGUGCCUCAGUCCGACCAAUGAAAAUUCAAUGAAGAUCUUGGAGAACUUCGCAACAAAGUACGCUCAAGGCCAAGUGUCUGGAUUGCCAUCUCGAUCAGUCCCAAAGAAGGCAAAGAGCUUCGAUGAUCUGAGCUAUCUAUGUGGGUUAUAUGCAGACGCUGAUUUAUUUCUUUGGCUCCAGAUGAAAUUUCCACCUUCUAACGCUGUCGAAGCGCAAACUGCACUUGGACGAAAAGAGAAAACGUUGGAAUUUAUCAAUGAAGCGCUAGCGAACACAGAACGACUCAAACUGAAGCACUCUUAUGUUCGCCAAGCCACACGACAUAGAGCUGCCUGGGAGGCUGAGAAUAGUGACGACGGUACUGGUUUUGAUAACGACGACUCUGUUGAAGAUAUAGUGUAUUCUCAGCGCGAAGAUGAUUCGGUGUACAUGUAG
Molecule: messenger RNA, 2853 nt
Organism: Cylindrotheca closterium
Lineage: Eukaryota; Bacillariophyta; Bacillariophyceae; Bacillariales; Bacillariaceae
Source: the annotation of a GenBank genome assembly